Pyricularia oryzae 70-15 is the source of this 2138-nucleotide messenger RNA. RefSeq lists its product as uncharacterized. Gene Ontology annotation, molecular function: transmembrane transporter activity. Gene Ontology annotation, cellular component: membrane. Lineage: Eukaryota; Fungi; Ascomycota; Sordariomycetes; Magnaporthales; Pyriculariaceae. The coding region runs from base 225 to 1697 and encodes 490 amino acids. The record is from RefSeq and is a predicted model, not a curated record. Gene Ontology annotation, biological process: transmembrane transport. The transcript is spliced from 2 exons.
GUUUUUUUUUUGUGAAUUUGGGUGUUGAUGAUGUGCCGGGGUUGCAAGCAGCCAAGACUUUUGCGAGAUCCAUUGGUGCAUCCAGCAUGACGUGGGUGAAGUUUUUGUAUUUAAGACUUGAUUGAACGUCAAUUUCGAUGCCUGGCACACGUUAAUCCCGAUUACAGGACUGUGCCAUUCUCAGUCUGCGCCGCUUAUCUACCUAGGUACUCUGUCGCAAGUAAAUGAUGGCUACAAACACCUCCACUGAGCUCCAGGAGCUCCCGCCACAUCAGCAGUUUGCGAACGAAGCGAACCAGAAUGGCGUCAAUGGCAUCAAUGGAGAUGCCAAUGAUGGCUGGGGAAAAGGUGUCCGCCUCGGGGACAAUGUAAUGAAGAACGGAACCCCGCCCGGCGAUAACCCAUCACGCAUAAGCAGCGAAUCGCUGGCCGAACGGGACCAGGAUCUCCCGCAUCCCACGACGACUACUGAAGUGCUGCAGCGUUGGAACCACCCGCGCAGCAACAUUGCGCGCCUCGCGGCCGCCUUUUGGGCCUUCAUCGUUGCGGGCGCCAACGACGCCGCAUACGGCCCUCUUAUCCCUUACCUGGAGGAGUACUACAACCUGAGCUACCUCGUCGUGUCGCUUGUGUUCCUGUCGCCCUUUAUCGGCUACACCUUGUCGGCGCUCUGCAACAACUAUGUGCACUUGUGGUGGGGCCAGCGUGGCGUCGCGCUCAUCUCCCCCUCGGCACACCUGGCCGCCUACAUCAUCAUCGCCUGCCACCCGCCGUACCCGGUGCUGGUCGUUGCCUUCAGCCUGGCCGGGUUCGGCAACGGGCUCGUCGACGCGGCCUGGAACGCCUGGAUCGGUAACAUGGCGCGCGCCGACGAGAUCCUGGGCUUUUUGCACGGCUUCUACGGCGUCGGCGCCGUCGUCUCCCCCUUGAUCGCCACCAGCAUGAUCACCCGCCUCGGUCAGCCCUGGUGGGCAUACUACUACCUCAUGAUCGGGCUCGCGGGGAUCGAGCUGGUCACGUCGGCGGCCGCGUUUUGGCCCCAGAACGCACAGGCGUACCGCGACUCGCUCUCGCGCAGCGCCGGCGUCGGGGAGCCGCAGAAGGGUGCGCUGCGGGAGGUGCUGUUCAAGAAGGGCUACGCGAGGGUGGCUUGGCUGAUUUCCAUUUUCCUCUUGUGCUAUGUCGGCGCAGAGGUUGCGAUUGGCGGCUGGAUCGUCAAGUUCAUGAUGGAGAUUCGGAAUGCGCCGGGAUUCGAGAGCGGAAUGUCUGCUAUGGGUUUCUGGCUGGGGCUGGUUGUUGGAAGGGUUAUUCUGGGCUUCGUGACGCCAAAGCUGGGAGUCAAGUUGGCCGUGACAAUUUACCUCAUCCCAGUCAUGGCGUUGCAGCUCGUCUUUUGGCUGGUGCCGCAGUUCUACGUCUCGGUUGUGGCUGUCGCGCUGCAGGGUUUCUUCAUUGGCCCGCUAUUCCCGGCAGCAAUUGUGGUGGCGACCAAGCUGCUGCCGAAGCAUUUGCACGUGAGCGCCAUUGGAUUCGCAGCUGCGUUUGGCGGCUCUGGUGCCGCGGUGCUCCCGUUUGCCAUCGGAGCCAUUGCACAGGCCAAGGGCGUUUGGGUUUUGCAGCCCAUCAUCCUUGCACUUUUUGCUGUCCUGCUACUGCUGUGGCUCUGCCUGCCCAGGUUGAACAAGAAGAGGGACUGAGAAAUGUGCCGGAGAAACUGAAAUCGUACCAAUAGGGGCUGAUUGGUUUUCCUUCUUUUAUUGAUUGAUGGUGCAGGUACGGUACCGUGUUUUUUGAACGUGGUAAACUCGUAUUUCUGGAGCAGACGUGGCACUCAUUUGUUUGCUCGAAAUUGUUUCAAUGUUUUUGUUGUCACAUCGCUCGGGGCUGUGUGAUGGAGACAUUGCGCGUGAGUAAGGUGCAAGUUGCAUCCAGUGACAAAUCCACCAGUUUCGCUAGCAUUGCAGUCAAGGGUAUCAGGAGGCCUACAUUUCUCCUGAAAAGAGCUGGGCAGGUUUGAUAAAUCGCCUGCAGACCUCUGUAAUUUAAUCAGUCGCAAUAACACUUGGAACCUUCGCAGUCGGCCGAUUGAAUCGGAAAACAAUCUCUUGGAAAACCUUGUUGGUGAUUCCAACAGCUGC